UUGUUAGUGUUUUGGUUCUAAGAGGAAGUUGCGAGAAUAAAGAAAGGAGGAGACGUGACGCGAUUCUUUAAAUUGUUUUUGUUGCCCCCCCCCCUCCCAACCAACUUACCGUUCUGGUGCCUGACGGUCGGCGUGUGAAAAAAACUUCAGCGGUGCCAAUAAAAGUUCCGUGCGUCGUCUGGCUCUCAGCUGAAGUCAAGAGGGUGAAGUUUGGCGCUCAGGAGUCCAGAGGAUCUGAUCAGGUCAUGGCCAAUCGAGGAGGAGCUACAAGACCCAAUGGACCCAACGCAGGCAACAAGAUCUGCCAGUUCAAGCUGGUGCUGCUGGGGGAGUCUGCUGUGGGGAAGUCCAGUUUGGUGCUUCGUUUUGUCAAAGGACAGUUCCAUGAAUUCCAGGAAAGCACGAUAGGAGCGGCCUUCCUCACCCAGACAGUCUGUUUAGAUGACACGACGGUGAAAUUUGAAAUCUGGGACACAGCUGGUCAGGAGCGAUACCACAGUUUGGCACCCAUGUAUUACAGAGGAGCACAAGCAGCCAUUGUGGUCUACGACAUCACAAACGAGGAGUCCUUCGCACGAGCAAAGAACUGGGUGAAGGAGCUACAGAGACAAGCUAGCCCCAAUAUAGUCAUCGCUCUGGCGGGCAACAAGGCGGACUUGGCUAACAAGAGAGCUGUCGAAUUUCAGGACGCCCAGUCUUACGCAGACGACAACAGCUUGCUGUUUAUGGAGACCUCAGCCAAGACAUCGAUGAAUGUCAAUGAGAUAUUUAUGGCAAUUGCAAAGAGAUUGCCGAAGAGUGAGCCUCAGGCUCCAGGAGCCACCAGCGGGCGGAACCGUGGAGUGGACCUGACAGAAGCCGCCCAGCCGGCCAAGGCUCCAUGCUGCUCCAACUAACAGGAAGAACACAGUUUUCCAACACCUGCAUACUAGUUACUGAUGUGGCUCGUGCCACCGAAGCUACUAAAACAAUGUGUCAGUCAUUGUUUGAAGCCAGAAAAGAUAUCCUGCGCCCAAUUAACCCCUCCAUCCUGCCCCCCCCCUUCUCUUCGACUUUUUCUGUACCGUGACCCGAUGAAGCCUCCUAACCACUUUGUCUUACUUUUAUGCCACCAACUCGUCCAUCAAGUAGAAUUGAUGGAUUGAGAACAGAAGCAGGCGUCCCUGUUGCUUAAGCAGAUGAGAGUUGUUGGUGGAGGAAUCCCUUUUACUGGAAUAGCUUAAAGCCUAACUGCUGUUUUGUUUUUAUUAAUACGUUAAUCAUUGUUUAGAUUUGUGGAAAUGAUGAAUUCCCAUCUGGGUAAGUCAAAAGAGACAAAUGUGUUCUAACAAAGUCUGUUGGAGAAGAAUUCUGAAUCUGAGAGGGGAGGUGGUGGAACUCUGUGCUCCCUCUCGACCCUUUUUACUUUAACGGAUAGAAACAAAAGGCUUUUUUAAAAUCUGAUUCCCUUCACUGACCCUGUCCGUAUCCUUCACUUCCACUAAAUUCACUCUAUUUAUUUUUUUCUUCUCCCCUCUCCACACCUCUGGGCUCCAUCAUGGCUCUGUGCCUGCCUGUAGCCUGUCCAUAGCGGCAUUGUGCAAUGUUUUGCAGUAUUUACUCUUGAGGUGAGCGUCUGCCAGGACCAGCGCUGCACAGCGGAACCCCUUCCUCACUCACCCACACCUGAUGUGUUAUGUCUUAUCAUAGACCCUCAUGCGCUCAGACGGGGGAUUUAAGUCCAGGAUCGUCUGACGGAUUUGUCGCAGUUGUUGCAGGGUUUUUGUUAAAAAGAGUGAUGAUCGGAGCUUUGCAAUAUGUAUGAAUUCUUCGUAAUUAUGUUGGAAUCAUAAUUAUUUGACAUCUUAAAAAAGUGCUUUAGACACACUAGUGUCAUUAUCCGCAAUCUGGGCCUGAAACGGUGACGAAUUUCAGAAGGAGAUGAAACAACACACUCGUUUGUGUGUGUGUGUGUGCACGUUGGAACUCACAUUUGCACAAUAAAAACAAAAACAGAUUCACUUUCUCCGCCGAGCUCUUUUCUGCUCUAGAUCAGCUCAUAUUCUGUCUGUUACACCUUAUUGGUCCGUUUCCUACACAUUGUCACAUAAACACCCGCGGCAUUAAGACUUCAGUCUUUUUUUGUUGUUUUUUUUUUUGUUACAGAUCGGUUUUAUUCACGUCUUGCACUAAUGAUUCUCAUAAAAUUUCUCUAAUUUCAGGUGUGAUUAUAAAUAUAUACAUAAUAUAAAUAUAUAAAUAAUUUACUGUAAAUAUCAUGUUGCAGUGUAGUCUACCCUUUUUCUUUUCAUUUUACCAACUACUGCUUGCUAGGGAGUUGUUUAGAUAAUCAAGGAGAAGACAAAAAGUGUAGUUUAAAAAAAAUGGCUACAUUCUCAGUUUGGACCUUUUUUUUUCCCACACACAAGGAUGCAUAAUAAACAGUGGUGGUCUUUAUGUAUGUAGUGAUAUUAACAAAAAAAUAGCAUUUAUUUAGAAUCCAUUUCUCCAAAUAAAAAAAUGUUUAUCUGAACUUUUGUGUGUUGCGUGUGUUGUGUGAGCGUGUGUGUGUGUACAGAGACAAUGAUGCCUUGUUCUUUUCCCUGUGUGUAGAGAGGAAUUUCGAUACGCACCACAAUCAGAUAUCACAUUCAGAAGGAUGAAAAUCCACUGGCCUGGAGCGAUUUGUGACCAUACUGGAUUUUUUUAAAUGUUAUUUUAUUCCAAAACCACUUAAAGAUGGCAUUUUUUUGUGUGAAAAUACUUAUUUGCAUUAAAGGAUAGUCUAAAAUGCAAGUGUUUGACAGCACUGUUAUGUAAUGACCAAAUCAAUACUGAAAUAAAUGUGAUCAUUUGUCA
Messenger RNA from Oryzias latipes (Japanese medaka), 2838 nucleotides. RefSeq names its product RAB5A, member RAS oncogene family, a (gene rab5aa). The record is from RefSeq and is a predicted model, not a curated record. Lineage: Eukaryota; Metazoa; Chordata; Actinopteri; Beloniformes; Adrianichthyidae. Gene Ontology annotation, molecular function: GTP binding; GTPase activity.